GAAAGAGAAACAGACGCCGGGGUCGCGGGUGCGCUUCCUCUAAAGCGCGCGCGCGCGAGAUAUCAGCACAAGCGCUGCAUGUCAAAGCUCAGGAUCAUCAAUAUGAAAACAGCCCAUGACAGUUCGCUUUGUGCCUUUUAUUUCUUCCCAACUUUCAGUUAACUUCUACACUGAUAUGAAUGAAUUACCGUCGAGGCGCUCGUGAAGCAAAAGUUUGCCAAGCGGAAGUUCGCGCGGUAGGAAAUCUGAAAAAGAGUCGACAAGGCUGAAAAUUACCUAUUUAUUGUUUAAAGUGCUUCGGAGCGGGAUAGUAUUUUGGAAAAUGGACACUCACGUUAAGGAGGGACAACUUUAUGUCCAACAUCAGAAGUUUGGGAAGAAAUGGAAGAAGAACUGGUUCGUACUCUUCCCAGCCAGUCAAAACGGCAUUGCACGGCUAGAGUUUUAUGAUUGCUCGGGCAGCGCCAGCGAUAAACCUAGCACUAAGAAAAUGGACAAGAAGAUCAUUCGUCUCUCAGAAUGCAUCAGCAUACUCCCUGCUGUCACUGAAACCUGCCCUAAAGAAAACAUGGCCGCCUUCUGUGUUGAGACCAAUGACAAGACAUAUGUCUUUGCAGCAGAGAAAUACAUAACCAAUGAGUGGGUAGAGAAGAUGUGCGAGAUCGCUUUUCAGGGAGGGAGUGUUUCUCUUGGUAGUUCUGACUCAAAUGGACAGCAAGAGCUUCAAAUGGCAGAAAAUCUCAUUUAUUACUCCAGAGAAGAAGUUAAUGAAUUUUGGGUGAGUGUCCAGAGGACAGAAGCAUCAGAGCGCUGCGGUCUCUCUGGAAAUUACUGGCUUAGGGCUAAUAUAGACAACCUUAUCCUGAAGGAGCCCAAGACUAAAAAGGAUUUGCUGGUAUGGCCCUACAAACUCCUCCGUCGCUAUGGAAGAGACCGGGUUAUGUUCUCUUUUGAGGCAGGGCGACGCUGUGAAUCUGGGCCAGGGAACUUCACCUUCGAGACAAAGCAAGGGAAUGAGAUAUUCCACAUUAUUGAAGAAUCCAUCCGUGAGCAAAAAGCCCAAGCUGAAGAGCGACACCAAAGCUGUCCAUCAUUAGACGGUGACUGCCAAGCUCUCCUGCAGAUUCGUGCUGCUAUUUCAGAUGGAAACAGUCGUGAACCAGAUGGAGAUUCUGGUGGCAGCAAGCCUGGAUCGGCGGAUGGUGUCUUUGGUCGAAAGGAAAACGAUGGGAAAAAUGUAAAAGGCCGAAGCCUCCCAGAGCCUCCUACCCCAGUUGGAGGGACCCCACCACGAUCGCCCAUGCCUCGUGGAUCCAAAAGUGGACAACCUUUAGAGGACCAGGGGAGCCUGUACUCGGAGCCUGCUGACUCAGUCCGUUCGCCACCCAGUUUAGGAGAGUGUCUGUACUCUGACCCAGUGGAUAGUAUCAAAACUGUCAUACGAACUCCCAGCCCACACCUCAGGCCACCUGUUGAUGAGGGGGGUAGCCGACCCCAGGGUAUCAAGCACGAGCCUUUCUAUACAGACAUCUAUGAUCAGAUUAGUCUGGACUUGUUGCAGAGGACAGGGGCAUUGGGACUUGAUGGGCGAAGCAGGCACCCUGCAGAUGGUCGUCCAACAGAGCACAUUUAUGAUGAGCCAGAGGGACGUGCAGGACCUCCAAAUACACAGGCUAUAACCACUCUUUAUGACGAAGCGCGGUUGGACAUGCAUGCCCGGAGAACCAGGGGAUUGGAGGAGCCUCAAAUUCAUGAGGUGCCCUACAAUCCCAAUGUGGAUGAUCAUUCAGUCCCUACUUUUGGCAAGGCUCUCCAACCAUUGCCUGUACCCAGACCUAAAGGCCUCAAGCCUGUCAUCGCACCAAAGCCAGGCAAAGUAGCACUGCCCAAAAAAGACCAUCUACCACUGCCUCAAAGUAAGGGCAGUGCUAACCUAAACAACAAUAAUAGUAGCAACAGUCAGGGGUUGACAGGGUUUGUGGUUGACAGCAGGUGUGGAGGAGUUGGUAGAGGAGGAGGUGGUGCUGAAAGGGCAGGUAACAAUGUGGAGCUUUACAGUAAAGUCUCUAGACAUAGGCUUCCAGCAAAUGCUUGGCAUCCUAACAUGCAAACUUCAGACAUCAUCUAUGAUAAUUUGGGUGACAUUUGACCUAACCCUUGAAGACAUUUAGGUAGCCUGGUCUCUUUUUCCUGAGCCCAUUAAAUAAGUCUAACCACAAUUAGAGGAAAUAUGUCCAUGGGAGACAAUGGUACUAUAUACCUGGACAUUUCAUUAGCCAUUUAGUCAUUGACUGUAGCUUAUACUAAAAUGACAUUUGAGAGCUAGGGCUGUAAAAACUGACUUUGCCAUAAUGGUGGACUAUAGAACUACAGAAAAUGGACCCCAACAUCUUUUGUGUGGAUAAUGCCCUUUGAAAGGGCCUGUACUGGAACAUGCCACAUUUUGCACUUCUCAAAUUCACAAAAUAGUCCUGUUUGGUUUAACAGAGUCUGUGCCUUGCAUGUCAGAAACUGUAAAAGAUUAUGAAGCACUUGUCAAAAAAUCCCCAUGCUAGAGAAUGGAGUGUUAAGUGUUGUAGUCUAAACAUUAUCUAAUAGAUCCAAAUUAAUGGUUGAUGUGCUGUGACAAAAAGGUCAGUCAUUGCACAAACAAACAAUGGAUUACGUUGCAUUGAGAUUGUAGCAGGGAGGAUACUAAUCCACUGCUGUGUAUGUGUGUGUGCGUGUGUGCACGUGUGUGUGUACGUGUGUGUGCGUGUGUGUGUGCGUGCAUGAGUUGGCAUCUGUGCUGUUGUUAAACAUGAUAAUAAAAUAUUAUACUAAAAGAGU
This is a messenger RNA of Myxocyprinus asiaticus (Chinese sucker), 2829 nucleotides long. RefSeq names its product docking protein 1b (gene dok1b). The transcript is spliced from 5 exons. Gene Ontology annotation, cellular component: cytoplasm. The record is from RefSeq and is a predicted model, not a curated record. Gene Ontology annotation, biological process: cell surface receptor protein tyrosine kinase signaling pathway; positive regulation of MAPK cascade. The coding region runs from base 323 to 2149 and encodes 608 amino acids. Lineage: Eukaryota; Metazoa; Chordata; Actinopteri; Cypriniformes; Catostomidae.